Molecule: messenger RNA, 1477 nt
Organism: Trematosphaeria pertusa
Lineage: Eukaryota; Fungi; Ascomycota; Dothideomycetes; Pleosporales; Trematosphaeriaceae
Exons: 3
Coding region: 357-1241 (294 amino acids)
Source: RefSeq, a predicted model, not a curated record
CCCAAUUACUCAAUACACUGAAUUUCUCCAUUUCCUACUUCAACACUUGGAAGUCAUGAAUACACGUGAUGUCCUGUCGGCAGGGCAGUUGCAAGGACUAUUCUUGAAGAGGUUAGUGGAUUGUACGCCAAGUCCGUUACAGCUCUCCUCCCACUGCUCGCGCCGCAAGAGAAGGAUCCUUCUACAGACAGCGACCUCUGCCGCCGCCGACCGACGCAUCUAACGAGCCUGCCGCCAAAACGCCGCCUACCCUCCCCGCGCUGUCCACCACGUUCUCCAACCCGCGCCGUCCUCCCUCCGCACAUGUGAAUUUCCCAGCAAAUCCUGUUUCCAAGGCUGGUGCUUCACGCAAUACAAUGACAACUUCUCAUGAAGCGCUUUUACCCGACCAUGAGAUCGUGGAGUUAUGCACGGUUACCGCCCCUUUCGCCGGAUCCCCGCACGGAAACCAACUGGUCAAAAUUUCAGACAACGUGGCUGUGAAAUUCGGACUUGGUGUUCGAAAACAAGAAGCUCAGAACCAAAGCUACGCGCAUCGCCAUGUGGACAGUACAGUCUUGUAUAUUCCACAAGUGUUUCGCUUCUUCAGAGCCACUCUAUUUGGAUUUGACAUGGGCUUCAUUGUUAUGGAGUAUGUGCUUGGAAUCAACUUGGAUACGCUGAAUGUGGUCGAGAAACCACAUCUCGCUGAGCGCACGAUGGAGGCGAUUCAACACCUCGCUAUGAUUCCCAUCCCCCCUGAUCAAGGGCCUGGACCGGUCGGCGGCGGAUCCGCAUACGGCUACCUGUGGUCAGACGAUGGAACCGGGCAAAGUUGGGAAUCUAUCAAAGACAUGGAAGAGUGGAUGAACAAGAGGCUUGACGUCGUCAAGCAACCACGUAUAUCCCUGGCACGGCACCAGCAACUUAGUAUGCAUCAUAUGGACCUUGUCAGACGAAACAUCUUGUUACUCCCAAACUCCUCCGUCUGUUUCGUGGACUGGGCUUUUGCCGGAUUCUUUCCUGAUAUCUUUGAGAUCCACACUUUCCAGGACCUACUUUCCACAGACAGUGUCUGGUUCAAGCAGCUUCUGCAUCUCUCUCAGAAACCUAACGAUAACGACAAGCAAGUUCUACAAUAUCUGGGCAUUCCCGCCGUCGUGAACAAUAGAUUCUCGUUCGAAAACAAUGCCUAUUCGAGUAAUCUGCCGCAUUCUGAGACCCCUCUCCCGCCAGCACUACCUCCCUUCUCAGCGUUAUAGAUCUGCAUAUGACGGCAGAGUAAGCUCUGCCCCAGCGCUCAACAAAAUGUUCCUUGCUUUAUUUCCAACCAGAUCGGUUCAAUGUCCUUCGAGUAGUUGUAGCUGAGGGCUGGCACAAGUUCGCUUUCGACUUUUUCUCCAUCAACGAAAUUUUUGUUCGCGAAUCCGCGCAUAACGGUCAGGCUAGGAAACACUCCAUCAGUACACACAGACAAAUACAAGAUCGUAAAUGCUUA